AUGAGAGCCUGUUUGAGCUCUCUGCUGCUGGGCCUCUUUGCGCUCCAGAGGAGCCUCGGCAGUCCAUCUACAGCAGGCCUUGGCUUAAACACACACUCUCACAACCGAACCAGACUUCCUGUGGGCCCAGUCCUAAACACACACAUCCAUAACCGAACCAGACUUUCUGUAGGCUCUGUCCUAAAUGCACACUCACAAAAUCGGACUAAACUCCCUGAGGGAGGGAAGGACCCCCAUCACCGGCCCAAGAGGGGUUGGGUGUGGAAUCAGUUCUAUGUUUUGGAGGAGCACAUUGGACCGGAGCCGCAGUAUGUCGGAAAGCUGCACUCCAACUCGGAUAAGGGUGAUGGCUUGGUGCGGUAUCUCCUCUCAGGAGAAGGUGCCGGCACCAUUUUCACCAUUAAUGAGUCUACAGGAGACAUUCAUGCCACCAAGAGCCUGGACCGUGAGAAGAAGAACCACUACGUCCUUCACGCUCGCGCCGUCCACAGCAUCACGCACCGCACCGUGGAGCCCGAGUCCGAGUUCAUCAUUAAGGUUCAGGAUGUGAAUGACAACGCACCUACCUUCCCCAACGGCCCGUUCACUGCCUCCGUACCUGAGAUGGCCGACAUCGGAACGUCGGUUAUCCAGAUCACUGCCACAGAUGCUGAUGACCCCACAUAUGGAAACAGUGCCAGGAUAGUCUACAGCGUCCUGCAGGGCCAGGCAUAUUUCAGCAUCGACCCGAAAACUGGAGUCAUUAGGACAGCGCUGGCCAACAUGGACCGAGAAACCAGAGAAAUGUACUCCAUCAUCAUCCAAGCCAAAGACAUGGCCGGUUCUGUGGGGGGUCUUUCAGGGUCCACCACCGUCAACAUCACACUCACCGACGUCAAUGAUAAUCCACCCAGGUUUCCUCAAAAAAACUACCAGCUGUACGUCCCCGAGUCUGCUCAGGUUGGGAAAGCUGUCGGUAAAAUCAAAGCCAAUGAUGAAGACCUUGGAAUCAAUGCAGAGAUGGAGUACAAGAUAACCAACGAGGAAGGGGUGGCCAUGUUUUCCAUCUCUGCUGACAGUGACAAGAGAGAGGGGGUCAUCUCCCUGAAAAAGCAUCUUGAUUAUGAGAAGAAAAAGGCUUAUACUUUAAGCAUCGAGGGAGCAAACACACACCUGGACCCUCAUUUCUCGCACCUCGGCCCGUUCAAAGACACCACCACGCUGAAGAUCAUCGUCGGGGACGUGGACGAAGCGCCAGUCUUUCCUAUGGAUUAUUACAUUAUGGAUGUCUACGAGAACGCGCCAGCUGGCACAGACGUCGGCAUCGUGACGGCUCAAGACCCCGACAACGCCAGAGGAAAAAUCAGGUACUCCAUCGACGAGAGCGCAGACGGAGAAACACUUUUCAGUAUCGAUGAGAACAGCGGCCUCAUUAAAACGACGGCAAGUCUGGAUCGAGAAGGCGUGGCCUGGCACAACAUCACUGUCAGUGCUGCAGAGGUUGACAAUCCCAAAUUAGUGAACUCCGUCCCCGUGACAAUCCAAGUCCUGGACGUCAAUGACAACACGCCGUACAUCCACACUGACGGUGACAUCAUCAUGUGUGAGAGCACCAAAGCAGGCCAGGUCAUCCAGACCAUCAGGGCUAUGGACAGGGACAAUUUUGCCAACGGACGCUUUUCCUUCGCUCUGCCAGCAGAUGUUCGGGCCAAUCCAAACUUCACCCUCAAGGACAAUGAAGACAGCAGUGCGAGUAUCGUGGCCCGGCGCUGGGGCUUUAGUCGGGCCGAUCAGGAGCUCCAUCAGCUGGCCGUGGUGGUGUGGGAUGGAGGCGAGCCGGUGCUCAGCAGCACCACCACCCUCACGCUGCGUGUAUGUCCGUGCCAGCGCGGCCUCCGAGCCCCGACCUGCCAACCCCAGGCCUUCUUGUCCUCCGCCGGCCUCAGCACCGGGGCUCUCAUCGCCAUCCUGCUCUGCGUCCUCAUCCUGCUGGCCAUCGUGGUGUUGUUCAUUACCCUGCGGAGCAAAAAGAGCAAAAAAGAGACGCUGAUCAUUUCUGAAGAGGACAUCAGGGAGAACGUGGUGACGUACGAUGACGAAGGUGGAGGCGAGGAGGACACCGAGGCCUUUGACAUGGCGGCUCUGAGGAACCCCGAGGCUGCGGCGGAGGCCCGUAAGAAACGGAAGAGGAGGAAGGAGGAGGCGCAGUGUGAGCCGUUCGGAGCUGUAGGGGUAGAGACGCUGAGUCCGUCCCUGUCCCUGCCCACUCAGGACAUCCAGGAAGCGAUCCAGCUGAAGGUAGUGGAGGCGGAUCAGGACACAAGCGGGCCACCGUACGACUCGCUGCAGACGUAUGCUUACGAAGGCCAGGGCUCGCCGAGUGGCUCCAUCAGCUCUCUGGACCUUCCUGAUCCUCCGUACGAACCCGACACACUCGAGCUGGAUGCCUUGUGGCCUGACGUUCACUCGCUCGCAACGCUUUUCCACGAGAAAAGCGGCCAGCACACGCUCUAG
This is a messenger RNA of Neoarius graeffei (lesser salmon catfish), 2493 nucleotides long. RefSeq names its product cadherin 18, type 2a (gene cdh18a). Gene Ontology annotation, biological process: homophilic cell-cell adhesion; multicellular organism development; cell morphogenesis. Gene Ontology annotation, molecular function: cadherin binding; calcium ion binding. The transcript is spliced from 11 exons. Gene Ontology annotation, cellular component: catenin complex; plasma membrane; adherens junction. Bases 1 to 2493 code for a protein of 830 amino acids. The record is from RefSeq and is a predicted model, not a curated record. Lineage: Eukaryota; Metazoa; Chordata; Actinopteri; Siluriformes; Ariidae.